CACAAAACUCCACCUAGUUAUCAACUUCUCCUUUUCAUAAACCUUUUCAAAACCAUAUCCACCAUGACAAGCCCUCCAAUAAGUUUUGUUUUAGCAAUAGCACUUUUGGUGCUAUUAUUCUCAAAACCUUCUCUCACAGUGUUUGUAAGUAUUGAUUGUGGAUCCUCAGAAUCUUCCAUUGAUAAAAACAAUAUAAGAUGGAUUGGAGAUGAUGACUACAUUCAACAUGGAGAAUCUCAUCAGGUCUAUUUGGGUUCUAACCCAUUGAGCACUCUGAGGGUGUUCACAAAUAGAAAGAAGAAUUGCUAUUCCAUCAGAGUUGGAAAAGGAGAAAAAAUUCUUACCAGAGCAAGCUUUUACUAUGGCAAUUACGACGACAAAUUCUCUCCACCCGUGUUUGAUCUUCAGUUUGAUGGUAACUACUGGGCUACAGUCAAUACCUCAAGUUAUUAUUAUGUUGAUUAUGAAGCAAUAUAUGUAACAAAGGGAAACUUCACCAGCAUAUGUGUUGCUCAAACAAGGCCUAACCAGUUUCCCUUCAUAUCAUCCCUUGAAGUGCGCAGCUUGGACCCCAAAAUGUAUAGUCAUGUUGAUUCCAAUCAUGCAUUGAUUUUGAAAUGGAGAUAUGCUUCUGGUGGAAAUCAGACUAUAAGGUACCCAGAUGAUGUUUUUGAUCGAAUAUGGACGCCAGCUGAUGGCAUAGGGCUUUCUGAAGUCAAGAGUGAGGCAUCUGGCAUUGACAUUAGUACAGCAGAAGAUCAUCCACCAGAAGCUGCACUUGAAAAUUCUAUUGUUUCCUCAAGCACUAGACAAUACAUGCAGUUCAUCAAUAGGCUUCCUACAAAGGAACUUCCUAUUUACAUCACUGCUUACUUCUCAGAAGUGAUGAAAAGUGCAGUUGGCAAAAGAUCCAUUCAGAUGUACAUAGACAACAAGCCCUUUUUAAGUCCAAUAGUUCCUCCUUUUGGAAGCGUGAAAGAAGUGUACAUCACCAACAUGACAGCUUCAGCAGAGACUUCGUUUGUUUUGCAGGCUUCAGAAACUUCCACCCUUCCUCCUAUAAUCAAUGCUGUUGAAGUUUAUACACUAAGUGACACAUUAACUGCAGGAACUGAUAGCAGAGAUGUGGAAGGUUUGUUACAACUGCAGUUGGCAUUUGAAGUGCUUGUGGAGUGGAGUGGAGACCCUUGUCUACCAUAUCCGUACAACUGGGAUUGGAUACAAUGCACCACUGAUGUCAAACCUCGAGUAAUUGCAUUGUAUCUUAGUGGUUAUGAACUGCGAGGCACACUUCCGGAUUUCAGUUCCAUGAAUGCACUCGAAACCAUUGAUUUUCACAACAAUACCAUGGAAGGCCCCAUUCUUGAUUUCCUUGGUCUCCUGCCUAACCUCAAGACACUGAAUUUGUCUUACAAUAGGUUCAAUGGUACCAUACCCGCAUCUCUACAAAAUAAAAACAUUGAGCUUGAUACAACAAACAAUUGCCUCUCGGGAAUGAAGUGUCAGCCUCUCAGUGACUUCCUAAUUCCACCACCACCACCACCUCAACCUUUUUCAGGUGAUGAACAAAAUAUUCCGUCACCACCAUCAGAACUUCAUGCUGGGGAUGAACCUUUGGGAGCUGGAAGUCUGAAGAUUAAUGAUCUGAACAUACCAUUCAUAGUAGCUAUGCAAACUUUGCUACCACUGCUCUUCAUUAAAUUUCUAUGAAUGCGAAAGUUUUGUUUAAUAUUUAUUUUAAUCUUCAUGAAAUGAUCAUACAAGCCUUAUACUGUGUGUGUCUUCUAAUGUUUGUUUCCAACUAAUUUCUUUUAAUUUGUAUAUUAGCAUGUGUAUUUGAAUGACUAUAUGUAAUGCUACAAGUGAUCAGUGUGCCGAAAGUUAUGAUCAUAUUGAAUAACGA
Messenger RNA from Glycine soja, 1903 nucleotides. RefSeq lists its product as uncharacterized. The transcript is spliced from 7 exons. The coding region runs from base 64 to 1710 and encodes 548 amino acids. Lineage: Eukaryota; Viridiplantae; Streptophyta; Magnoliopsida; Fabales; Fabaceae. The record is from RefSeq and is a predicted model, not a curated record. Gene Ontology annotation, molecular function: protein binding.